AUGCCUACCAUGUUCUCAAACUUCACACCCCGCCACAUCGCCCCCCUCCUCCUCGCGACCCAACUCUGCAUCGGCGGCCUCUACCCCUUCCUGUACACGCCCUCCGCCGCGCUCCUGAAAUUCGGCUUCACGCCACAAAUCGCUGCGUCAAAAGCCGCAUGGCCCGUCAUCAAGACCGGGUCCGCGCGCGUGACGGCCAUGGGCAUUGCGCUGUGGGGCAUGUAUCUUGGGGGCCAUUUUCCACCCCAAGAAAGGCGCAUACCGCGAGUUUACUUCCACGCGCCCUGCACCAGGCAUUUCAACAUCGUUCGUGCCGAGAAGCCCCCUAGCAGACACCCAGCUGCUAUGUGAAAGAAGAAAAGUAACUCGAAGCUGCGCGAGCCGGGUGCUGAAGCGAAUGUGAAUAAAGUACAGGUCGAAACGAAGUACUUUUUGUACAGGUCCAAAAAUGAGCCAGAAGCGACCGACUUGGGUAUCAAAUAAAAAGGUGUAAUAAACCGCGCGGAAAUAGUGCGCUAAAGGAGCCACAAGAAGUAAGUUGCUGUGGUCCUAGAGUGAU
Molecule: messenger RNA, 559 nt
Organism: Parastagonospora nodorum SN15
Lineage: Eukaryota; Fungi; Ascomycota; Dothideomycetes; Pleosporales; Phaeosphaeriaceae
Exons: 2
Coding region: 1-351 (116 amino acids)
Source: RefSeq, a predicted model, not a curated record